UAACGGCUUCCACAUGAAUAUAAAUCAAAAUGCAUCUCUAUUCCGUAUUGCAAUCUUUGAGCUUAAUUGCUCUCAUUCCUGAGGUGCUAGUAGUGGCACAGCAAUACCCAAUAAAGGUUCUCCACGAGUUCUCCAAUCCUACAUGGCUAGACAGUAAUGCUGUUCGAUACAACGGCGACGUUCUCGUUACUUCUGCUACAACUAAUGAAAUCCGUCUAAUAAAACCAAGCAACCCCGAAAUCGCCGUCACUGUUGCUAGCAUCCCGGGUGGCAACGGUGCCAACGGUAUCACAGAGAUGGAGAGAGAUGUAUUCUACAUCAAUGGAGGAAACUUCACCGUUGCAACUGGCCCAAUACUUGGCAGUUACGGGGUUUGGCGACUCGAUUUUCGCCAAACACCGCCGGUCAUAUCCCUCGUUACCAGGCUCCCAGACGUCAGGCUCGCGAACGGUAUCGCUCGUCUUCACCCAACGGACAACAGCCACGUUCUGAUAUCAGAUCCAAUUGCUGCCGAAAUUAUCAGAGUCAAUGUCAAAACUGGCGAAUAUGCUCGAGUCAUCAAUGACACUGCGUUGCGUGCUGUAGCUCCCAAUCCCAAUGGAGUCAGUGUUCUUCGGACAAGCGGAUCCUACGUCUAUUUCAACAACCAAGGCUCUAGCUUGCAAAGAAUACCAUUUUCAACUACGACAGGAAUCGCCACCGGACCUUCAGAAACGAUUGUAACUCUUGACGCUCACUCCUUUGCCAUCUCAACAGACGGAACAAAAGCCUGGAUGUCUUCCAAUUUCAUCAAUUCCCUGCAGGAAAUCGACAUCGUUAACCGCACCUCAAGAAUUGUAGUACAGAAUCAGCCAGAUUUUAUCACUCCAACAGGUGUCGCUCUUGGGACGGAAGGUGGAAAAAAUGUCUUGUACAUUACAACAGGUGGAGGACUGGUUUGGGAGACUAUGGAAGCCGUUACUGGUGGAAGACUGAUUCAAGUUAACUUGGAAGUCUAGAUGUAGGAUUUGCUUGAGCCUGCUUAUAAAGGAUUAUCUGGAAAAUAAUUGCUUUAGUGGAAUUGGCCUGAUAUAUUCUGUCAGGCCUAACCCGGAGUUAAGACUUGACAAGUUACAGGCGCUGUAGCCUCACUAGGCAAGGCAAGAUGCAGGCGGCACGAUAUUUGUAUGGACAAGACAUAAGGGCAGUUAGCAUGACUCCACGGAAAGGGAAGAACUAGCGAAACUCAUCAAAAAAUAAACAAGAUCGACUAUCAAUA
Molecule: messenger RNA, 1258 nt
Organism: Colletotrichum destructivum
Lineage: Eukaryota; Fungi; Ascomycota; Sordariomycetes; Glomerellales; Glomerellaceae
Product: Putative six-bladed beta-propeller, TolB
Exons: 2
Coding region: 30-998 (322 amino acids)
Source: RefSeq, a predicted model, not a curated record